This is a messenger RNA of Acytostelium subglobosum LB1, 1104 nucleotides long. RefSeq lists its product as hypothetical. The transcript is spliced from 3 exons. Gene Ontology annotation, molecular function: heme binding; metal ion binding; L-tryptophan 2,3-dioxygenase activity. The record is from RefSeq and is a predicted model, not a curated record. NCBI's taxonomy places the organism in Eukaryota, Evosea, Eumycetozoa, Acytosteliales, Acytosteliaceae. The coding region runs from base 1 to 1104 and encodes 367 amino acids.
AUGGAGGCAAACGCAGUUCGUUCACAGGUAGGAGUAUACUAUGGCUCGUACCUGCAGUUGGACUCUUUGCUCAACUGCCAGCAACUGGAGAGUGCCAAGGUUGGAAAGCCUGCUCAUGAGGAGAUGUUGUUCAUCGUCAUCCAUCAGGCCUAUGAACUGUGGUUCAAGCAGAUUAUCCACGAAAUCGACUCUGUCAGAGAGAUGAUGUCGCACGCUUCACCGGAGCGCUACAAUGGCAUCAUUGUCAACCGUCUGGGUCGUGUCACGCAGAUCCAGAAGUUGCUCGUUGAGCAGAUCAACAUCCUUGAGACCAUGACCGGUCUUGACUUCCUCGAGUUCCGCAACCUGCUUGUGCCCGCCAGUGGCUUCCAAUCGGUGCAAUUCCGUGUAAUCGAGAACAAACUGGGCAUCAUUCCCGACAACCGUGUGCAAUACCAACAGCAUCACUACCAUACCUUCUUCACCGAGAGCGACAGGAACCGUUUGGCCGACUCAGAGAAGGAGACCUCACUGCUAUCCUACGUCAUCAAGUGGCUCGAGCGCAACCCAUUCCUUAACUACGAGGGCUACAACUUUUGGGAGUCCUACAAGCAUGCCGUUGAUAAGAUCUUGGAGCGUGAUCUUGAGCGUAUCAGGAACAACUCCAACCUAACCGAGGACAUCAAAGAGCAAAACUACAAGGAGGUCCACAAGAACAUGGAUUCCUUCAAGACUCUGUUCAACGAGGAGCUCUACAAUGAGAGAUUGGAAAAGUUCGAGGUUAGACUGACCUACAAAGCACUUCAGUCAGCAUUGUUCAUUUACUUGUACAAAGACGAACCCAUCUUCCACACACCCUUCCUGAUUCUUAAUUUGUUGACAGAGGUCGAUGAGCUGUUGGGAAUGUGGAGGUACCGCCAUACCAUGAUGGUGCAGAGAAUGAUUGGUGUAAAGAUAGGCACUGGUGGUUCCUCUGGAUACCAUUACCUUCGCACGACUAUCGGUGAUCGCUACAAGAUCUUCUUGGAUCUGUUCAACCUCUCCAGUUAUCUGAUCCCCAGGAACACUUUGCCUGCUCUGCCCAAGGAGGUCAGUGCCAAGAUGGACUUUGCUUGGACGAUGUAG